Cannabis sativa is the source of this 2094-nucleotide messenger RNA. RefSeq lists its product as uncharacterized. Gene Ontology annotation, biological process: clathrin coat disassembly; clathrin-dependent endocytosis. The coding region runs from base 139 to 1689 and encodes 516 amino acids. NCBI's taxonomy places the organism in Eukaryota, Viridiplantae, Streptophyta, Magnoliopsida, Rosales, Cannabaceae. Gene Ontology annotation, molecular function: clathrin binding. The transcript is spliced from 6 exons. Gene Ontology annotation, cellular component: vesicle; intracellular membrane-bounded organelle; cytoplasm. The record is from RefSeq and is a predicted model, not a curated record.
CAUGCUCUAUUUAUUUCUUCUUCUUUCUCAUUAAAACUUCUUCUCUUUCUUCUUCUUCACUACUCUUCUCACUCACUCAUAUUCAUAUAUAUAUAUAUAUAUACAAACAUAUAUAUAUAUAUACAUACAUACAUAUAUAUGGACGAAUCUUGGCGAAUGCCGAUGUCGGAGAGCCACCACUCGCGGCGGCGAUCCACAGAGCAAGCUGCAGUGUUCGCCGAUUCCACCGAUACUCUCGAUCCCGAGGACUUCUCCGACGUAUUUGGAGGUCCGCCUCGAAGUGUUUACUGGAGGAAAGUUUCAGCUGAUUUCGCUGGUGCCACUUCGAAUUCAUUUUACGAUGAGAUUUUCAGGCCGCAGGAGAGUUUUAACUCCGGUAGACGGGGAUUUCCGGCGUUCAGGAUUCCCGGUGGAAACGAUCUUGGAUUCUACGGCGAUGUUUUUGGAUCUGAUCGUCGUGAUGACGGCGGUGGAGAACGUAUGUCGAGGGAAAGGUCGAGGCCGAAUUCGAAGGCGAAAUCGAAAUCGAAGUCGGCUUCUUCUUCUGUGCUUAGCUCGGAGGAAAUGAGUCCGGUGGUCGGAGAACACGUGGCGUUGUCGGAUUUCGCUUCCAAGCUCAGGCCAAUCAAUGUUCCAUGCAGAAGAAGCUCAACCACAUUAAUGCAAGCAGAGGAAAGUUUAUUGAAGAAACAGUUAGGAAGAAUCAACAGUAAUAUUAUUCCAAGUUUCUUCUAUGGCGCCAGCCGUAGUCCUAAUGAUAAUAAUUCCUUUGUUGAACAAGCCCAAUUCAUGGAGACUGAUAUUGACCAAAACACCGUCCACAAUUGGAGUAGUACUACUUUAGUAAAUAAUAAUAAUAAGUCAUCUUCUUCUCAAUAUUUUGGGUUCUCCAGAAGGGUCUCUUCCCCUGAAACUGUUAGUGUCAAGAUCUCUCUAGACGAUUUUGACGAACAGCUCAACUCUCCAGCCUCUUCUGCAGUCUCUUCUUUAUGUCAUGAUGGUAGUACGAUCAAUCAAACUAAAUCAGAAACACAUGGGACUAUUGAUCAAGUUGAUCAAGAUGAAUUAAGAGAUGAAGAUCAUGAGGAUGAGUAUGAGUAUGAUGAUGAUGAUGAAGUUAAUAGUUCUUAUGUGAUUGAAAUUGGUUCAGAUUAUAGAGAAAGGACAUCAUCUGAAAAUGCUGUUGCUAUUGAUGAUGCCAUUGCUUGGGCUAAAGAGAGGUUACAAACAUAUACUAAUAGUGAAAAAGAACUCAACACAAGUCUCAAGGAAGAGGAUAAAGAGUCUGCCAAAUUGGUUGAAGAAGCAAUGCCUAAUACAAGGACAUUUCCCCAAGAACUAAUGGAUAACAAACAUGGAAUAGUUCAAUCUUCAGAGUCACAGAUGGAAAUGAGAUUACAAGAUGAGAAUAUAAGGUUAUGGUCAUCUGGAAAAGAAAAAGACAUUCGUUUGCUUCUUUCAACACUGCAUUAUAUAUUAUGGGCCAACAGUGGGUGGUCAGCAAUUUCAUUGACAAACCUAAUAGAAAGCUCACAAGUUAAAAAAGCAUAUCAGAAAGCAAGGCUGUGUCUUCAUCCAGACAAACUACAGCAAAGAGGAGUAACACUUCCUCAAAAAUAUGUUGCUGACAAAGCCUUUUCCAUCCUCCAAGAUGCAUGGGCCUCAUUCAUCUCCCAAGAUGCAAUUUAGUGGCUAAUUAUUAAUUCUAUUUGUCAUUUGAAGCUAAAUUUUGACUUAAAUGCUAUUGUGGUCAUGAACUCAACUGUGAAAUUUACAAGAGGAGGUAACAAGUUUGGAUGUGUUUUUUUUAAAAAGAAAAAAAUGAUGGGGAGUGAUUAUCAUCUAUUGAGAAAACAUCUAUAAAUAUAAAUAUAUAUAUAUAUAUAUUAUUUGUAUACAAGACUUGGUCUGUAACUAUGCUGUAAAAUUGUACUACUACUACUACUGCCACCACCCCUAGAUGUUUUUUUUUCUUAUUAUUUGUUUUAAAUUUAUGUACAUAUUUUGAGUCACCACAAUAAGAUGGUACGAUGUUUUUGUUGUUUGAUUAGUCUGGAGACUCUUGAAAAUAGAAAAAUACACACAAUUUUGCCA